Aureobasidium melanogenum CBS 110374 is the source of this 729-nucleotide messenger RNA. RefSeq names its product B3/B4 tRNA-binding domain-containing protein. Gene Ontology annotation, molecular function: phenylalanine-tRNA ligase activity; RNA binding. NCBI's taxonomy places the organism in Eukaryota, Fungi, Ascomycota, Dothideomycetes, Dothideales, Saccotheciaceae. The record is from RefSeq and is a predicted model, not a curated record. Bases 1 to 729 code for a protein of 242 amino acids. The transcript has a single exon.
AUGCGUUCCGUAGCCGAACUUCAAAAAAUCGUCGACAGCGCAACGGUCGCCAAAACCGUCUUCGAACUACGGCCGGACUAUCUCGCUCUCUUGAUAGCCGUAGACAACAUAACCCCCUCGCCCAGCGACUCUUCCUCAGACCAACUCCUCCAAUCCGCCGAGACCAUUGCCAAAGCCCGCAUUGCAUCUACUGUCGUGACCGAAAUCCCAGAAAUCAAGGGCUGGCGAGAAACUUACAAAUCCUUUGGCGCCAAACCCAAGAAAUACCAAUCCUCGAUUGAAGCCUUGACGCGUAGAGCCAUAACUGGCACAGGCCUCCCUCGCAUCAACAGACUCACAGAUAUCUACAAUGCCAUCUCUGUAUCUUAUAACAUUUGUCUCGGAGGCGAGGAUCUAGAUGCGUAUAUAGGAUAUCCUCGAUUGGUUCGCGCCACAGGAGAUGAAAGAUUCGAAACGAAAAAUGGAGAUGAGAGACCGGAAAAGGGAGAAGUGGUUUGGUGUGAUGAUGGGGGUGUUACGUGUAGGAAUUGGAAUUGGAGGCAGUGUGUUAGGACGCAGUUGAGGGAUGAGACGACGAGUGCGUUGUUUAUUUUGGAUGCGUUGGCGCCUGUGACUAGAGAGAAGUUGGAAGAGGCUGGUGAGGAGUUGUUGCAGAGGUUGAGGGAGGGUAGUGAAGGCUUGGUUGUUGCGAAGAGGGUCAUUGACGUUCGGGAUGGUGUGGAUUCAUAG